ACUCUCUAAUGUUAAACAUGUUUAUUGUUUUAUCUUUCAAGGGGAAAAUCCUCCAUCAUACCCAGAAUGAUCAUUUCCAGAACGAUGGAAUUGUUCAGCCCAAUCCUUCCGUACUUAUUGGCAAUCCUAUUAGAGCAUAUACUCCUCCACCCCCUCUUGGACCUCACCCAAAUUUGGGGAAAUCUCCAAGCCCUGUUCAAAGAAUAGAUCCUCACACUGGGACGAGUAUUCUCUAUGUACCUGCUGUUUACGGAGGGAAUGUAGUUAUGUCGGUGCCUUUACCUGUACCAUGGACAGGAUACCAGGGUAGGUUUGCAGUUGAUCCUCGAAUUAUUACACAUCAGGCAGCGAUGGCCUACAAUAUGAACCUGUUACAGACACAUGGACGGGGGUCUCCUAUACCUUACGGCCUUGGACAUCACCCAUCUGUCAGCAUAGGGCAGCCACAGAAUCAACAUUCAGAGAAGGAUCAACAUGAGCAAAAUCGAAAUGGUAGGUUGCUGUGCUAUACUCCUUUCCCUAAAGUAAUGAUUUGUAGCAAUCUGUCCACAGUGUGUUAACUUUUAGAGAGAACCUGGUAGAAAACUGUGGUUCCUCUCUUCAAAUGGCACAAAGAUGUACACAGACCCAAACUUGGUAUUUAACUUCAGUCUGUUAGGAUAAAUCCUACUUCUUAUGAUUGUUUUCACUAUUCCUGAAAUAUAUUAAAUUUUAAUAUUUGAAAUGCUUUAAGAGAUGAUUAUUUAAAAGUGAGAUAAAAAGUCCUCUCCUGUUAGACGUUUUAGUUAACACAUAUUCUUGGGCAUAUUAAGCAUUCGUAUUAUUGUGGGAUAGUUGAUGAUAGUUACUUUUUAUGCAAAUUCACAAUUAUAAAUAAGAAAAAAUUAGUGCUUUUUAAAGUUUAUGGAAGUA
Castor canadensis (American beaver) is the source of this 912-nucleotide messenger RNA. The record is from RefSeq and is a predicted model, not a curated record. NCBI's taxonomy places the organism in Eukaryota, Metazoa, Chordata, Mammalia, Rodentia, Castoridae.